AUGGUCAAGUUCAAUGCCAUUGCCGCUUUCGCGGCCUCAAUUGCUGCUGCCUCGGCGCAGACCUACCAGCGUCUGGGCACAUGUCCUACGCUCGGUUGCGUUCUGCCCCCAGACCAGAGUGACUUCCUCCCCGGCCAGCUCUUCGAUCUCCGUGUCGAGGUUCACGCUCCCGUCAACGGCUCUGAGGCUGCCCACGAUGGCAAGCCUGACCAGAAGUUCAAGGUGACCAUUGCCAAGGAGGGUGAGAAGGCCAAGGACUUUGCAAAGGCAUUCGGCCUCAAGGAGCCCAAGGUCGAGACAUGGAAGUUCGACUGGUACGAGGACCUUUUUGCCGAGGACGAGGACAAGCCCAGCAUUGUCAACGUUGCCUCCAAGGUCUACCGCAAGAUCUCCCUCAACGAGCCCGGCAAGUACACCGUUACUCUGCACUACUACAACGGCGAGAAGACCACUGCUGAGUGGACUGUUCGCCCGCUCCAGCCUAAGCGAAAGGCCAAGAACGUCAUCUUCUUCAUUGGCGAUGGCAUGACCACCAAUAUGAUCACUGCCGCUCGUCUCCUGGGACACAAGAGCAUCAACGGAAAGUACCAGACUCUGAUGAAGCUGGAUGAGUUCCCUGUCCUCGGUCACCAGAUGACCCACUCGAUCGACAGCUACAUCACCGACUCUGCCAACUCUGCUUCUGCUCUGUACACUGGUCACAAGAGCACGGUCAACGCCAUGGGUGUCUACGCCGACUCUUCUCCUGACCCCUUUGAUGACCCCAAGGUUGAGACCAUUGUCGAGGUCUUCAAGCGUAUUUGGGGUGGCGCUUGGGGUGCUGUUUCUACUGCUUACCUCGCCGACGCUACCCCCAUUGCUCUUACUGGCCACACUCGUCUCCGAAGCCAGUACGGUCCUUUGAUCGACCAGAAUCUCAAUGGAAACAGCAACUACAGCUGGACCAAGCACGAGGGUCCCGAUGUUUUCUUCGGUGGCGGUGCUGAGAACUUUAUUGCUGGAGAGGGUUCCUACAAGGGCAAGGACUACUACCAGGAGUACAAGAAGAAGGGCUACACUGUCUCUCACAACAAGACCUCUCUCCUCAAGGCUGACAACAGCAAGCGUGCUCUCGGUGUCUUCUGCCAGAGCAACCUUCCUGUCUGGCUCGACCGCAACGUUUACACCGACAACAUCAAGAGCCUUAAGAACGACCCCACUGGCGCGAAGACUGCUGCUGGUGACCUGCCUGGUCUCAAGGACAUGACCCUCAAGGCCAUUGAUGUCCUCAGCACCCGUGGUAAGGACAAGGGUUUCUUCCUCAUGUCUGAGGCUGCCUCCAUCGACAAGCAGAUGCACGCUCUUGACUACGAUCGUGCUCUCGGCGACCUUCUUGAGCUUGACGACACUGUCCGUGCUACUAUUGAGAAGCUCAAGAAGCUUGACAUUCUCGACGAGACCCUUGUCAUCGUCUCUGCUGACCACGGUCACGGUUUUGAUGUUUGGGGUUCUGCCGACACCGAGUACCUCUCCGAGCAGGAGGACGACCGUGCCAAGCGCCGCGCCAUUGGCGUCUACGAGAAGUCUGGCGAGUCUCAGUACACCAAGAAGGCCAAGGGUAUCAACUACGGUACCGGCGCCAACUUCCCCACCAACUGGGAGCCCCGAUACGCUAUCGCCGGUGGUGUCGGUGCCAUGCCCGACCACCGAGAGAACUACAAGGUUCACAAGAAGCCCCGUACAGCCGCCGUUGAGCUCAAGGACGGUGACUACUACGUCAACCCUGAGGACGCCCCUGAUGGCUUCGUUGUCAACGGUACCAUCAGCACCGACAACAGCCAGGGUGUCCACUCUCUAACUGAUGUCCCUGUCUAUGCUCUUGGUCCUUGCCAGGAGACUUUCGGCGGUACAUACAGCAACAUUGACGUCUUUUACAAGAUUGCCAACUGCCUUGGUCUUGCUCAAGGCAAGAAGGGAGCACCAUUCCUUCAACGAGCAUGCAACCGCGCUUCCGGCCCAACAAAGAUUGACUUCUCAAAGCAUCGUAUCGUUGGAAUGACCCCAGAUGGGUAUCCUGUUGUCUGUUUGGUACCUUGCCCCGUUCUCCAAUGCCGCCCAAGAAGCGAUCCAAGCGAUCCAAGCGGCCAACCAAGCUACCAGACCAGCAACCCUAAAAUUCCUCCAUGGCGCGUCUUGCCAUUUGCUCCUCUAUUUCAGGAGGACAGAGUCAAAAGUUUCAAGAUCACCCUUACCAAUGCCUCCCCUGUCGUGGGCGACGCAACAACUGCAGUCAACAGGAACCGGGUGGCUCGAAAAGAGCGGAAGGUCUGGCGAACUCUUGCUCUACAAGGCAUAACAACGGCACACCUUGAGCAUCACCCCCUAGAUGACGCUAUUGCAUUCAAGAAUUACCCCUCCAAACAGACACGAUCUAGCAGGGUUAUUCCCAUGAAGUACCAUCUCCUCAAGAAACCUGACGCUUCCCAGGGAGUCUACAUGUUCUUUGCCCUUCCUGCUUUCAGAUUCAACAGCGUGUUCAUUGCCUACUUUCCUACUUGGCUCAAGUAUCACGAGCUUUACCGCCUGGGUGCUUAUGGGCACCCUUAUGAUUUCAUCAGCACAAACUACGCAAAUGAUCUGAAUGCAUCACAAGAAUACCAGGUGCGAGGGACCGGAUGGGAAGAGAGGUUUGCGACACUUGGGCGUUCUGCCAUCGAACCGUUUACGCUUCUUACGCCAGCCAUGCAGGACGGGUCUGCUCUUGGUGGCCCCUUCUUGUCAGCCGACGGGCUCAGUCUGACAGAGAUACACGAAAUGAUGCACCUCGGGUCAAUUUGGUCUAUAGGACCACCUAUCAUGCCUGCAGUUCUAACAGAAGUCGAUGGCAAAAAGGCUUGUUAUAGUCGCCUAGCCUUUCCUGAUCACUGGUACAAGGAAGUCCGCUACAACGAUGACAUCCACUGUCUAUUUUCACCCGAUCACGGCUUAUGCGACAUGUCAAAAGCCAUUGAACCACUCAACGAAGACGAAAUAGAGUACUUGAAAGAGAUUUCUCAGUUCCAAAUUGAUGUAGGACAAGGGGUUGUGCAUAUUGGGGCAAGAAUGGGCUCUCCCUUCAACCCAGGUUGGACAACCCAGCUCCCUGCAAAAUACAAUACCAUGGCCUGUGUAGAUGAUGGGCCACACUGGUGUGCCCUAUCAACAGGUGUAAAGGUUCACCCUGUGAUCAGCUACAGGACAAGUCCUAUUACAGAUUCUCCCCCCUCCCUGCUGGCUAAGCUAUGGGUACUUGAGGAGGAAGCACGCAAACUGAAAGUGGAAAAAGCCCAGACGAAUGAGGAGUGUUUGAAACUCUAUAAUCAACUUGAACGCAAGGAACGUGAUCUCUCACGAUCAAGAAACCAUAUGUCAGUUCUCCGCCACACCUUCAACCGUCUCGAGUUAGAAGAAAGAAGUUCUUUCACGAUGUACUGA
This is a messenger RNA of Fusarium coffeatum, 3453 nucleotides long. RefSeq lists its product as uncharacterized. Gene Ontology annotation, molecular function: alkaline phosphatase activity. The transcript is spliced from 7 exons. The record is from RefSeq and is a predicted model, not a curated record. Gene Ontology annotation, biological process: dephosphorylation. Bases 1 to 3453 code for a protein of 1150 amino acids. NCBI's taxonomy places the organism in Eukaryota, Fungi, Ascomycota, Sordariomycetes, Hypocreales, Nectriaceae.